Fusarium pseudograminearum CS3096 is the source of this 1005-nucleotide messenger RNA. RefSeq lists its product as uncharacterized. NCBI's taxonomy places the organism in Eukaryota, Fungi, Ascomycota, Sordariomycetes, Hypocreales, Nectriaceae. Gene Ontology annotation, molecular function: nucleotide binding. The record is from RefSeq and is a predicted model, not a curated record. The transcript has a single exon. The coding region runs from base 1 to 1005 and encodes 334 amino acids.
AUGGCUGUACUACGUUGGGGCGUGCUCGGCACGAGCUUUAUCUCCGAUCUCGUCGCCAAGGCCAUCCUCAGUAGCAAGAACUCGACUAUCUCCGCUGUCUUUGGCCGCAAUGAACAGCGUCUAGCAACUUUUGCAAACAAUCACAACAUCGCGGAGCGAUAUACCUCGAUGGAUGAGCUACUCGACAAGGCUCCAGUCGAUGUUGUGUACGUUGGCCUACCCAACCACAUGCACUCCUCGGCAGUGCUUGCAGCAACAAAGCGAGGAAAGGCAAUCCUCUCCGAAAAGUCCCUCGCAGCCACAAUGGAGGAUGCAAAGACAAUUGAGAAAGCUGUCAAAGAUGCGAAUGUCUUCUUCUUGGAGGGUUUGAUGUACCUGACACACCCCGUCAUGAAGAAGAUGCAACAGUUGCUUCUUGAGGACCGUAUUGGUACGGUUCGAAGUGUUGAGGGUCAUUACUCCAUGAAUGUCUCCAAGAUAGUCAACCCUUAUAACAUGGGAACCAUUUACAACCUUGGUUGCUAUCCGGUGUCGCUCCUCCAGUUCGUCAUAGAGACAGCCUUUGGAAAAGAUGCUUUUGCAGCCCGUCAAUCGCAUGGAGUCGGCAACGUUGUUGAUGAAAAGACCGUCCAUGUCCGAGACGCCGCUCUGACGGUGCGUUUCAACAACGGUGUUCUUGCGACUUUGCAAUCAAGCGACAGCCACGGUGGCGACAAUUCGUUUACCAUUCUUGGAGACAAGGGGAAAUUGAGCUUUGUUACAAACCCCUGGUUCCCUCUUCCAGGUGACAACAUCAUUGAGGUCAAGGAUUAUGAUGGUGAGGCAGAGAAGAUUGUUGUCCCGGGUGAGAUAGAUGUCUUUGGAUACCAGGUCAAGACUGUGGAGGAUUGUUUGAGCCGUGGUGUCAAAGAGGCGGAGCGUCCUUCUCCAAACAUUGAGAAGAGUGUUGAGAUUAUGGGAAUGCUGACGGAGUGGGAGAACAGCAUUCAAAGUCAGCACAAGUGA